Corythoichthys intestinalis (scribbled pipefish) is the source of this 5320-nucleotide messenger RNA. It is a transcript of the gene aoc2, whose product is annotated as amine oxidase copper containing 2. The record is from RefSeq and is a predicted model, not a curated record. NCBI's taxonomy places the organism in Eukaryota, Metazoa, Chordata, Actinopteri, Syngnathiformes, Syngnathidae. The transcript has 5 exons. Gene Ontology annotation, biological process: amine metabolic process. Gene Ontology annotation, molecular function: copper ion binding; primary methylamine oxidase activity; quinone binding. Gene Ontology annotation, cellular component: plasma membrane. The coding region runs from base 23 to 2278 and encodes 751 amino acids.
CCAACCACACAUAGGACAAAAGAUGAACUCCUUAGUGAAAUGGGCCCUUUUUCUGUUUGUCCUCGUCUCUCUUCUUUUGAAUAUAAUUUUGAUCGGCAUCUACUCAAACAGGGUACCUAAAUGUUCCUCUCAGCCCGCUCAUCAUCUGAAAGGCAAACACGACGCGCGCAGCCGCGUGUUUGCGGAUCUCACUCAGGAUGAAUAUUUGCAGGUCCAACAGUACAUGCGGAGCCAGAAGGAAUUGAAUAUAUCAACCAGGCAGCUCACGAAGCCCUCAGAGAACUUUUUGUUCUUAAUAGAGCUUUCCCUGCCCAGGAAAGCGGAGGUAUUGUCUUACUUGGACGGAAUGGGUUCCAAGCCAGUGCGCGAAGCCACCGUGGUUGUCUUUCACGGAUCCAUGGGUUACAUUAAGGAAUAUGUGGUAGGCCCUCUACCGAAGCCUACUUAUCAUAAGGAUGUCACCAAGAAGAAGUACAAAACAGAGCUGCCUAUUAACGCGCGCACGGUUACCGUCGGGGAGUAUGACUUGUUGUUAAAGUUUCUGCGGCAAGAAGUCUUCUCCAAACUGCAGAAGCUCAUGAACGAAAGUUUUGGUGCCGGCAAGAAGAUAAACAUCUUCGAGCAAAUGCCACGCGGGGUGCGAUCGGGGGACAGGAAAACAUGGAUGUCUUUCUUCAGAGACAUGAGCGGCAUGUACAUCCACCCGGUGGGUUUCGAGAUUCUCGUCAAUCACGAGAGCGUCAACGAAUCCAAAUGGCAAGUGGAGAAACUUUAUUAUAACGGUCAGUAUUUCGACACCGUGGCGGAACUUCAACAGAAAUAUGACGCAGGAUCCGUGAAAAGAAUAAUUUACAAUGAGGGGGUGGAUUAUAGCUCUUUGAAGCCCAAGCGCAAGCCUCUGCAGCUGAGCCCUUUGCAGUACUACACAGAUGGGAAACGCUUCAGCGUCAACGGGAACCACGUCCUCUACUUGGACUGGAGCUUUUCUUUUGGGUUAAGUACUCUCACUGGGAUGCGGGUGUUCGACGUGCGCUUCAAGGGAGAGAGGAUUGCGUAUGAGUUGAGUGUACAGGAAGCCAUGUCAGUGUACGGCUCAGUGACGCCCGGGAUGAUUAUCACCAAGUUUUUGGACUCCAGCAUCGGCAUCGGCCGUUUCGCGCACGAACUGGUCCGCGGCACCGAUUGCCCCCACGAAGCCACUUACGUGGAGACGUACCGCUACAUCGACGUGAAAUUACCUGUCAGAUACAGGAAUUGCAUUUGUAUAUUCGAACACAACUUUGGUCAGCCUCUGCGGAGGCACUUUGCUGACUUUUUCUCCAAUAGUUACGGGGGCUUGGUCAACAGCGCUUUGGUGUUCAGAACAAUCACUGCUAUAGGAAACUACGAUUACAUGUGGGAUUUCAUCUUCUAUCAAAGUGGAGCUGUCGAAGCCAAGGUGCACGCCACGGGUUACAUCUCGUCUUCUUAUCUGGUGGACGGCAGUUUGAAACACGGCCACCAGGUGGCAAAAAAUGUCCUGGGGAACAUCCACACGCACUUCAUCAACUUCAAAGUGGAUUUGGACGUGUUGGGAGUGAAGAAUGUGUUCCAGACCAAAGAUAUGGCGUUUGUAAAUGUGACAUUACCAUGGAUGCCUGAUCGGUCUGCUAUGGUUCCUCAGCUGGUGGAGAGACAACUUAAGACAGAACAGGAAGCAGCUCUCCGGCAUGGUACAAAAAUUCCUCGCUACCUCCACAUUGCAAGCAACAAAACCAACGCUUGGGGUCAUCAGCGUUCCUAUAGACUCCAAGUGAUGAGCUUCGCUGGAGAUCAUCUCCCAGAGAGUGAGACAGAUGAGAAAGGAAUGUCCUGGGCCAGGUAUAAAGUUGCCAUCACUAAGUAUAAGGACAGUGAGCAGACCAGCAGCAGUUUGUAUAACCAAAACAAUAUUUGGAACCCAGCAGUUGACUUCAGCAUGUUCAUCGAAGACGAUGAAAACAUUGAAGAUGAGGAUCUGGUUGCGUGGGUGACCACUGGAUUCCUCCACAUCCCUCAUGCCGAGGACAUCCCCAACACCGUAACUGUAGGCAACGGCGGAGGGGUCUUGCUACGACCCCAUAACUACUUCGACGAGGACCCUUCCGUUCACUCUGCUGAUGGGGUCUACUUCCUACCAGGCAGUGAAGAAAGCUGUGAAUACAACAGGAUGGGCUGCCUGGCUCAAGAGACCUGCAGUCCAGUGCUGGAACCCUUCAAAUACAAUGGUUUUGAGGGCGUCAUCAAGUUUAAGGACUGAGUGUGACACUACCCUCACCCACACUCUUUCCCGCCCCCUUAUUGUCUAUUCUUUUUUUUUUUUUUUUUUUUUAAGAGCAGAGCUGGAUAACAUAUUUUAAGCAACAACCACACUGCAAAAAAACAUGCUGAAUUUACUAGGGAUGUCCUGAUCCGAUCACAUGAUCGGAAAUCUGGCCGAUCACUCCAUUUUGCAGAGGAUCGGGGAUUUUAAUUUAAAAAAUAUAUAAUUCAUGUUUUUCUGCUUCAUGCUCGUACAGCACAACACCCUCUCAGCCUCGCACGAAGCAGUGUGGCCAAACUGUCCAGCUGGCGUUUGGUGCUUAAAGUCAACGAUGGUUGACAGGUUUGUAGCUUUGUUCUUGCCAGAGAUGCUAGGUAGCUCUACGAUCAAAGGCACAAAUCUGUCAACCAUCAUUAAGCUUACUUGUGUUAGUGACAGGCUGUUCUCUGCAGUGUAAGCGUCAAAGCAUGAGUGGACUCACUCAAUGAAGCAUUUAACGAGCGACGUUGAUGACAAAGACAAGCAUUUUCUAAGUUACUCUUGUUUAAUAAUAAUUCACGUAAUGAAGGCGGCACGGUGGGAGAGUAACAUGUUUGGAACUUCAGUUAAAAAAAAAUCGGUAUCGGUUGGGGGACUCGGUAUUGGCAGAUACUCAAAAUCAGAUGACUCGGACUCUGGUGCAAAAAUAUGCGAUCGGGACAUCCCUGGAAUUUAUUGUAAAACACUGGCAGCUGUGGUUGCCCGAAUAGUGCUGUUAAUGAAACAGGAAAACCAAAAAAUGUUCAUUGUUAAAUUCACAGCAAACAAACGUAAAAUACCAUUUUAUUUGAUUUUAUGAACUGUAAAACGACUGUUAAAAGUACAUAUGUUUCUUGUUCUUCCCCUUUUCCAACUGGAGUUUGAACCAAUACUGUCACUGUGGCAAUCAGGUAUGCUAACUACUGAGCCAGUAGCACAGUCUAUCUUCAGUAGCUCUAUAGUUAGCAUGUUAGACUGCCAAGUGACAACAUAAAAAGGUUUGACAUGACAUCAACGCCAUCAAAACUGGUUACAUGUCAAUUACAUUAUAAACAAAAGAUCUGCAAAAAUUAAACCAUAAAUAUCAUGGUUGUUAAAACCCUACACCAUUUACGCGUAUUUCACGUUUUUCCCCUUAAAAUUCUGGCAACAUCAGCCGUCAGUAUUUUACCAUAAAUGUAAUGUGUGUGUUUGCUUUUUUAAAUCAGUAUAUUACAAAUAGGGGUAAUGGUCAUUUUUGACCUCUGUAACGUUAGCCCCCCAUCAGACGCAAAUUUAUAGAAAAAUGAUGUCAUUUGUUUGUGCUAGGUUUGUGCUGGAAAAAAAACACUGAUGCUGCUAUCGUUUUUGAGAUAUUAACAUUUCUUUUAAAGGUCAAUCUGAGGUCAACCAGCCCCCAAUUUAGAUUACAAAUGAAUGAAAAUGGUGUCAAUUGUUUGUGCUGUAAAAUUUUCCGUUUUUGCUUCUAUCGUUUUUGAGAUAUUAAUUUCGAGUGAUGAUGUCAUGCAGCCCCCCAUUUAUUGCAAAAUGGACCGAAAAUUGUGCCAUUCUUUUAAGCUACGUUUGAGCAUUUGUGCUGUAAUUUUUUUUUUGUCUGUGGUGGUAUUUUUUUUUACUACUGAGAUAUUAAUUUUGAGUGAUUACGUCAAUCGCAGCCCCUCCGUCGCGGCUGACGAAUGGUUCCAACUUUCUUAACAGAGGGGUGUCCCAACAAUUAACGCAAACUUAGCACAAACCAAUGGGACCCAUUCGGGUCCAUUUUGCAGUAAAUGGGGCGCUGCGAGUCACGUCAUCACUCGAAAUUAAGAUUUCAAUAUCUCAAAAAUGGUAGCAGCACGAGCGAAAAUUUUUACAACACAAACAAUUGACACGAUUUUAAGCCAUUUUUACCUAAAAUGGGGGACUGGUUGACCUCAGAUUUACCUAUAAAAGAAGUGUUAAUAUCUCAAAAAUGACAGCAGCACAAACAUUUUUUUUUUCAGCACAAACGAGCACAAACCUGGAACAAACGACUGACAUUUGCAUCUGAUGGGGGUGCCAACUUCACAGAGGUUAAUUUUUGCCCAAAUCAAAAACAAAGCAUAUUAUAAAAUUAAUGCACACGCUUUGUCAUGCUCACUCGUCAUGUUUUAAGCUCUGUAUUGCACAUUGUCACGCACAUUUGCUUUCAUGACAUUGGCUUGCGUAUUACGUGCCUAAACAUGCAAAAAUAUUGGGGCAGAACUUAGGGGGUUACUGGCCGAGCGGCACCAAGCCUCUGGGGGUCCCGGUGUUUGGAUGUCAAGGGGAAUAGUUGAGGUAGGGUAGGUUCUCAAAAUAAUGUGGUGCUCUAAUAGAGAGUAUAAGUGUUUUAAUCUCUCCACCAGUAGCACCCCACCCACGAUUGUAUAAACGGGCCUGUGAAAGUGUGGCGGGGCCUGUUGAAAAUUUUCCACUAGCAACCCUCCAACGUUGUACCGUCCGCUCGAGGAGCCCGUUGUCAUUAAUUGCACCUGGACCUUAUUCACAUAAGUUCCGCCACUGCAAAAGGGCAUCCCACUGUGCUAAUCAUGUAGUUCAUUCAUGCAAGCAAAACAAAAGCAUUCUGCUGUGGUAACCCUUAUUUUGCAUUGUAAUGCAUUAUGCCUGUAUUUUGAAGGUAUUAUAUGAAUGUAGGCCUUACACUGAAUGUGACACGCCAAUACUUAUAUUGUAAAGUUGAAUGUUUCACUUAAUAAAUCUUAAGAAUUAAAGAUUGUAUGGAAUAUUUAACUUUGAUGUGUUAUGAUUGGGUGUCAUUAUUAAGCCUGCCAAAUUAGAAUGAAUAAAUAGAUUGCUCUGUGUCAUAUAGUUGAAGGGAGUUGUCUUAAACUCCCAAAACCUGCUGGUUAAGGACAAGGUGGACAAAAAGUGUUUAUUGCUACAACACACAGUAAAUUUCUCUCAACCUAUGUACGUUUUCAGCACUUAUUUUCACAGUUUAUGUAUUUAGAAACAAUUCGUGAAAAUGACUUUAUAUUCCCUUCAAUGAAUUAAAAAAGU